CCCGCUGUAGAGACAGCUGAGGAAGCUAAGGAACCAGCAGAGGCAGACAUCAAUGAACUCUGUAAAGACAUGUUCAACAAAAUGGCCACUUAUUUAACAGGCGAACUGACAGCCACCAGUGAAGACUACAAACUCUUGGAAAACAUGAAUAAGCUGACUAGCUUGAAGUACCUAGAAAUGAAAGAUAUUGCUGUAAACAUCAGUAGAAAUCUGAAGGAUUUAAAUCAAAAAUAUGCUGCUCUUCAGCCGUAUCUGGAACAAAUCAACCUAAUUGAGGAGCAGGUUGCAUCUCUGGAGCAGGCAGCUUAUAAAUUGGAUGCCUAUUCCAAAAAACUUGAAGCCAAGUACAAAAAACUGGAGAAACGAUGAAAUUACAACAGUCUUUAAAUUGGAGCUGAGCUAUGAGUCAGACUGAUUUCUCUUAAGUUGCACAACAGUAAUCUUGUAUGUGGACAAGGAUUUGGUUACAGCUAACAUUGAGACUGGUAACUUUUUCUGUCUGUUGAAUACAGUAUGCUGUAUUCAGGCUUAAGGCUGAAUAAUAAUCUCCUCUUCUGACUAGGUCCUGCUGCUUCAGUUGUUCUGCAGUGAAAAGUAGAAGCCUGUUCCCAACCCAUAUGUUGAUAUUGGCUGUCUGUGUGUUAGUCCUAUGUCC
Messenger RNA from Opisthocomus hoazin, 655 nucleotides. The record is from RefSeq and is a predicted model, not a curated record. Lineage: Eukaryota; Metazoa; Chordata; Aves; Opisthocomiformes; Opisthocomidae.